AAGGGUUUGUUUGUUUUACUGCAAUCAACGACUCAAACAGAAAGCGGCUUUAGUUUAGCUUCUGCAUUUAAUUUAAAAUUUUGAAACAUAAAACUUUCAGUAAAACAUCCAGAAAACUGCACAAUGGUCGACAUUAAAAAGUGCUUCUACACCACCAUUCUCUCGCAAACAAUCUCCUCCGAUGGAAAGUACCUAUUUUGCGGUAGCAAUUUCGGUGAAAUUCUGGUAUACAGCAUCGAUCGGAUUGUAACCUGUUCGGAGACCGUGACCCACGAUGCAGACAAGCUCCCAACCGAACCGCAGCUGGUGUUCCCCCUGCCGGAGAAAUGCCAAGUGUAUAGCCUUUCGUUCCAUAAGGACUUCCUGAUCGUGGGGCUGAACGGGGAAAUCUGUGGCUAUCAUUGGAAUGGCAAAAACGGCACCAUUGGCAAGCGGACGUGGACGGUGAAGCUACCGGCCUCAACCGAGUACACCGACAUCAAUGAGGUCAACUAUCUGUGGCUGGACAAGGAAAACGAAGUGCUUUACGCCGGCUGUGGGGACAACGUCAUGUAUGCCGUGUCCCUAGAGGAUGGUCGAGUCAUCCGUCAGUACCAGGGCCACAAAGAUUACAUCCACUGCGUGUCAGGAUCUGCUGGAAAGAUUGCCACCGCUUCCGAGGACGGGACCGUACUCCUAUGGGACUCUCGCCAAACCACAUUCACCGGAAAGAUCGAACCGCACACGAACCAGGCCCUGAACCGAUCGGAAUUCGGCAAGUGGCAGGGGACGGUUUCCAUCACGGAAGAUUGGCUGGUCUGCGGCGGAGGGCCACGCUUUUCCCUGUGGCAUUUGCGUUCCCUCGAGUGCACCACCGAUUUCGCGUUCCCCGAUAGGCUUCACGUGUCCGGAUUCAUCGACGAUGCCAUCUAUGCCGGGGGAGACUGCCGGAACCUGUACCAGUACAGCUUCAAUGGGGACGUGACGGCGGAGAUUCCCCUUUCGACCCCGGCCGUGUACAGCGUGGUGCAACAGACGGAACCGAACCGGUUUAUGGCUAUUGCGGGGGCGGCAAGUCAGAUUGAUGUGUGUACGAACUUCAGCUAUCGGGAUAUUGUGCUGAAUGCGUACAAGAAGUAAUGGCUGGUUCUAUUAGUUUAAUAAUAAAUAUAUAAAUAUUCACGUAA
Molecule: messenger RNA, 1166 nt
Organism: Aedes aegypti (yellow fever mosquito)
Lineage: Eukaryota; Metazoa; Arthropoda; Insecta; Diptera; Culicidae
Gene: thoc6
Product: THO complex subunit 6
Exons: 2
Coding region: 124-1119 (331 amino acids)
Biological process (GO): mRNA export from nucleus
Cellular component (GO): transcription export complex; THO complex
Molecular function (GO): protein binding
Source: RefSeq, a predicted model, not a curated record